AUGUCUCAACCCAAGACCUCUUCCAAGUCCAAAUCUUCAAAGGGCGAAUCAAAGUCCUCAAAGAGCGAUUCCUCCAAGGUGCACAAGCUUGCGCUCAAGGGCUCUUCUAAACUCGUCAAUGAGUUUUUCGAGUAUUCCGUAAACACCAUUCUAUUCCAAAGAGGCGUGUACCCCGCCGAGGACUUCACCGCCGUGAAGAAAUAUGGUUUGACUAUGAUGGUGACUGCCGAUGACCAAGUCAAGGCCUACAUCAAGAAGAUCAUGGGCCAGCUGAAGGAGUGGAUGUACGGGGGCAAGAUCUCAAAGCUUGUCAUCGUCAUCACGAGCAAAGAGACUGGAGAGCAUGUUGAACGCUGGCAAUUCGACGUACAAAUCUACGGAAAGAGCGCCAAGGCAAAAUCUUCCAAAAAGACGGCAGACCAAGAGAACUCCGUUCCAGAUGCCAGCGAAGCAUCAGAAGACAAGACCGAAGCUGAAAUCCAGGCCGAGAUCCAGUCUGUCUUCAGGCAGAUCACCGCCUCCGUGACUUUCCUACCAAUGCUGGACGGAAACUGUACCUUCAACGUUCUUGUCUAUGCCGACGCGGACUCUGAAGUGCCUCUCGAGUGGGGUGACAGUGACGCCAAGGAGAUCAAGAAUGGGGAGAAGGUGCAGCUGCGCAGCUUCAGCACAAGCAACCAUCGUGUGGACACACUAGUGAGCUACAGACUUGCCGAUUAA
Molecule: messenger RNA, 720 nt
Organism: Alternaria ethzedia
Lineage: Eukaryota; Fungi; Ascomycota; Dothideomycetes; Pleosporales; Pleosporaceae
Exons: 7
Coding region: 1-720 (239 amino acids)
Biological process (GO): mitotic spindle assembly checkpoint signaling
Cellular component (GO): nucleoplasm; cytoplasm; kinetochore
Source: RefSeq, a predicted model, not a curated record